UUUGUGUGUGUGUGUGUGUGUGAGAGACACAAAGCCUCCGCCAGGGUCCGUUCACCCCCUAUGUAUUGUUGCAGCGCACAGGAGAGUAAAAUGGACUACAAGCGGCGCUUUUUGCUGGGCGGGUCCAAGCAGAAAGUGCAGCAGCACCAGCAGUACCAGAUGCCCGAGCUGGGCCGGACCCUGAGCGCCCCGCUGGGCUCCACGUGCUCGGCGCCGGUGCCCCCUCCGCCACAGCUGGCGCCGUGCCCCCCGCAGCCGGUGGCCAGCGCGGCCGUCGCCGACAUCCAGCAGGGCAUCUCCAAGUACCUGGAUGCGCUGAACGUCUUCUGUCGUGCAAGCGCCUUCCUGACCGAGCUGUUCAGCGGCGUCUUCCGCAACUCGCACUACUCCAAGGCGGCCACGCAGCUCAAGGACGUGCAGGAGCACGUGAUGGAGGCAGCCAGCCGGCUGACUGCGGCCAUCAAGCCCGAGAUCGCCAAGAUGCUCAUGGAGUUGAGCGCUGGCGCCGCCAACUUCAAAGACCAGAACGACUUCAGCCUGCAGGACGUGGAGGUGCUGGGCAGAUGCUUCUUGACGGUGAUGCAGGUCCAUUUCCAGUUCCUGUCCCAGGCGCUGCAGAAGGUGCAGCCGGCUGCGCAGUCGUGCCUGGCCGAGGCGCUGUCCCAAGCCCAGGAGCGCCACGCCAGCAGCGCCUGCCCACAGAACUCCACCCCCGGACACACACCCCUCAGCGAGCUGGACGAAGCCUGCCGCUCAUGGAAAGCAGCCUCUGAGGCCACCCUGCGUCUGCGGGAGCGGGGCAGAGAUGGCUGCAUGUCGGGGCUGCAGGUGCAGCAGCUCUUCUGCUCUCACGGCUCCAGCCUCCCAGAACACCAGCUCAAAGAGCUCAACCUCAAGAUUGACAACGCACUGCAGGCAUACAGGGCGGCGUUGGAGGGCCUGGGCCACAGUGAGUAUGCCCUGAAGGCUGGCUUCCACCUGAACCCCAAAACAGCCGAAGGAGCUCUGCAGGGAUGCUGCAGUGAGGCGGAGGCCCAGCAGGCGGGCCGGAUGCAGACCACCUCCCAGCCCAUUCAGUGUGAGCUGCCCACCAUCCCUGUGCAGAUCGGCUCGCACUUCCUCAAGGGCGUGUCCUUCAACGAGUCCGCCGCCGACAACCUCAAACUCAAAAUGCAUACCGUGCUGCAGCUGAUUAAGGAGGCGGUGGGCCAGAAUGGCGUGAGCGUGCGCGACGAGUCGCCCGUGACGGACGUGCUAAACCAGGUGUGCCCCUCCAGCUGAGCCUGCAAGACCGCCGUGCAGCUGCUGUUCGGACAGGCUGGCCUGGUGGUGGUGGACACGGCUCAGAUAGAGAACCGAGAGGCCUACGCACCCCAGAUCACACUUGAGGGCUCCAAAGUGGUGGUGCAGGUGCCUUCAACAUGGUGUCUGAAGGAGGACCCAGCCACCAUGUCACUGCUCCAGCGCAGCCUGGACCCAGAGAAGACGCUGGGGCUGGUGGACGUGCUCUACACCGCCAUCUACGACCUGAACCGCUGGAAGGAGCGCAAGGAGCAGGCUCUUCCCAUAAUCCAGAUUCAGCUGCAGCGCGAAAGCCCCGACUACGGUUCCCAUGUCGACCUGCCGUCCGGCAACGGCUCCAAGGCGUCCAGCGGCGGCGGCCUCCCAAAGACCAUCUCCAAGCUGACCUCUAAGUUCACGCGCAAGGCCUCCUCCAUCCCCAACACCCCGUCGCGCAGCCCCGGCGACAAGCCUCCCAAAGCGCCAGGUGUGGCCGACGGCCGGCUGCACAGCCUACUCCAGCUGGGCGCCCUCUCCGGGGGACCCUCUGACCCUUCCCAGGGGCCCCUGGCCAACGGCGCGGGCCCCGACGAGCAGGGCAUGAACCUCCCCACCGACCAGGAGAUGCAGGACGUCAUCGACUUCCUCUCCGGCUUCAACAUGGGCAAGUCCCAGCAGGCCUCGCCGCUGGUCAAGCGCAGGAACUCUGUGCCCUCGUCUGGCGCCAGUGCCUCCGCCGCCGCCUCCGACAUCAAGCCCCCAGCAAGCUCCCAGCAUGCACUGCAGCCGCCCCCGCAACCCCUGCCGCCCCAGCAGUCACAGCCGCCACCUCAACAGCAGCAGCAGCAGCACCAGCUGUCCCUCCCCAAGCAGCCGCAGCCACCACCACCGCAGCAGCCACCGCAACCUCCUCCCCAGCAGCCCCAGCCUCUGCAGCCUUCCCAGCAGGCCUUGCAGUAUUAUCAGCACCUCCUGCAGCCAAUCAGCCAGCAGCAGCAGGCGCAGCAGGCGCAGCAGCAGCCCUCUCCUCAGCUCCCCGGCCAGGCUCUGACCCAGCAGAGAGUGGCCAGCAAGUGGUUGGGGGGCUCCAGCCCACAGCCCCCUCCACAGGGCCCGCCGGGGGGUCUGUCUCCGAUGGGCCCGCUGGGGCAGUGGGGAGCCCCGGGGCUGCCGGACCUGAGCUCCGACCUCUACAGCCUGGGGCUGGUGAGCACCUACAUGGACAGCAUGAUGUCCGAGAUGCUGGGCAACAAGCCGCAGGGCCCGCGCAAUAACACCUGGCCCAACCGCGAGCAGAGCGACUCCGCCGUCUUCAACGUGCUAGGGGACACGCUGCCCUUUGACCCUGCAGUGGGCUCAGACCCAGAGUUCGCCCGCUACGUCGCCGGGGUCAACCAGGCCAUGCAGCAGAAACGGCAGGCGCAGCACAUCCGCCGCCCAGGCAACGCCCGUGGCAACUGGCCCCUAGCGGACGAUGCGCACCGCACCUGGCCCCACCCAGAGUACUACAGUGAAGGGGAUGCGGUGAACAGCAGCUGGUCAGCCAAUCAGGGUGACUCGGCCAGCUCGAGCGACGAGGCUUCCUCAGCCAAUGGGGACAGCCUGUUCUCCAUGUUCUCCGGCCCAGACCUGGUGGCUGCUGUCAAGCAGAGGAGGAAACACAGCUGUGGGGAGCAGGAGGUGUGCGCAUUGCCCUCUCCGCCUCUACACCAUACCACUGACGACAGCUGCCAGGACAGCAAAACCAAAACAUGGCCCCCCAAGGCUCCAUGGCAGCACUCCUCCUCCCAUACCAACACCAUGCCCAACCUGGGCUCGUCCCUCUACCAGAUGAACAUCCCCCCCUCCAGCCAGUGGAGCGACUCCAUUCAGAUGCUGCAGUCGGCCGUUUGGUCCACGGCCAGCGACUGCUCUCCCUCCGGCGGCCUCUCGUCCGGCAGCCUCUCAUCCGGCUACCACUUCUCUCAGCAGCAGGGGCCGCCACAGCAGCAGGGGCCGCCGCCGCAGCCCCAACAGCAGCCUCCGCAGCUCAACAAGCAGCCCAUCAGCAAGGGCUUCAAGUCCUUCCCCCACAAGCCCGAGAACCGGCCCUCCUAUCUGCACCAGUACUGAGCAGCCAUGGAGAGGGGCCAGUGCUCCUCCUCGGCCCUUUUUCUCCUGUGCUCCAGGGCUUGUGCUCUUGGCACCUGUAGCAGGGCUUACACGAGGAGGGGAGGUCUCUGGAUAGGGGUUUACCUUUCUGUCUGUGUGUGUGGUUUUUUUGGUUCUGUAUACGCAGGUUUCGUAUUCUCCCUUCCUUGGCAGAGGUACCAUCUGCGUUUCGAGGACAAGGCGGCUUUCUGAGCUGUCCUGUCGAGAAAAGCGCAUGAUCGCCCGCAACCCUUUGACCCCUGUACUGCGGUUCCAGCUCAUACUGUGGCGUCCCCCCCCCCCCCCCCAACACCCACUCCUGGACUUGCUUCUGAGCCACCCGAACAGGUGACAUGCAUGGCUGUCGCAUUUCUCUCCUCUUCUCUACUCUCCCCUCUUGCUUUGAGCCCUGAACUCCUAGCUGACAGUGUCCAGGGGAGGGGGAGAAGAUGACCCAGUGCAAAUGAUAAUUAUACUGUGUCUAAAAGCUGUAACUGCCAAAUCUCCUGUCAGAUGACCCAGACUACAGCUUCUAUAUUGUUCCAUAGCGUGUAAAUGACUCCAAAUGAUAUAUAAAUACUUACCUUCUUUUUAUUAAGAGGCUUUGAGCAGGCUCGGCAGAAAUAUAAUAAUCAUCGCAGAGGUGUAAUUUGAAAAAGAUACACUACUUUUUUCAAACAACUUACAAGAGUUCUAAGGAAAAAAUAAAAAAAUAAAUAAUAUAGCAGUAACUAUGUGCCAUGGUGAUAUGAAUAGCACUUGCAGAAUAUUAUUUUCCAACCAAAGCGUUGUUCAGAAGGUGAAUGGUGCUUCGUGACUAGCGAGAGGAGUUUUGGGGUUGUUAUGGAAAUCAUAGCAAAUGAUACAGUUCCAUGCCCUUUUGUCUGAGAAACUCUGGAAAUGUCUGUGUGUGCGCGUGUGUGUGUGUGAUUUAAAAAAACAAAAAAAACACUCCUUUCAUGUCACCUCACACACAUUUCUGAUUGGCAGUUUGCUUCAGAAUAACACUAACUCUUAAAUACAAAAAACUUAACAUUUGUUCCUUAAAAAUACAAUAUUUUUCUUGUACAAAUAUUGACAGUAUUAAUCUUAUUUUUGUAUUUUCUUACAUGUUAUACCAUUACUGUAUAUGUUAAUACAAUAUAGGCAUACUACAUCAGAUUGGAUUUCCCCAUCCCUGCCCUCAGAUGUGAAAAAGCACACAUUUCCCUUUUCUCCAGAGUUGAGCUAAAAUCAUCUAUUUUGAAAGGUUACCAAAUAUGCCAUUAUAACAUAUGCCAUCAUAAACACUAAACACGAGCUGAUCUGGGCUGGUUUUAGAGCCCGUGUUUCUUCAGUUUCUAUGGCGAUGGGCUGCAGAUGAAGGCCCAGAAUGUUAACUCUUGUGAUGUUUGCGGAUGCCAAUGUUGCCUGUAUUUAUGAUAUGACACCAUGUUUUUUCUGAAAACUAACAUACUUACCAUGUUUACAGAGAAUCGUUUGCUGUAUAUAAAUAUAAAUAUAUAUCUUUUUAUAGUUCUGUGCUUUGCACAAUCAAAAUAUAGGGUUUGUUGCUUUUUGUCUGUGUUAUCUCCCAAACUGUUGCAGCCUUUUUUUAAGACAACUUAAAGACCUUGGACUGUAACUGUUAGCAUUUCUCAGUUGUGUCAAAUGGUUUACUAGUGACUUCACCAGAAAUCUGACCUGUAACCCUGAGAGUUGAAGUGAAGAGGCUGCUUGGCUUAUGUUGCUUAUUGUUCUCUUGAGCUGGCAACUGAAUCUUUCCAAGUGUACCAGCAAUGCAAAAAAAAGUUUAAAAAAAAAAUAAAGAAAUGUAAUUGACAACC
Alosa sapidissima (American shad) is the source of this 5237-nucleotide messenger RNA. Its product is annotated as granule associated Rac and RHOG effector protein 1-like. NCBI's taxonomy places the organism in Eukaryota, Metazoa, Chordata, Actinopteri, Clupeiformes, Clupeidae. The record is from RefSeq and is a predicted model, not a curated record. Gene Ontology annotation, molecular function: CCR4-NOT complex binding. Gene Ontology annotation, biological process: Rac protein signal transduction.